This is a messenger RNA of Rhagoletis zephyria (snowberry fruit fly), 2458 nucleotides long. Its product is annotated as putative GPI-anchored protein PB15E9.01c. Lineage: Eukaryota; Metazoa; Arthropoda; Insecta; Diptera; Tephritidae. The record is from RefSeq and is a predicted model, not a curated record.
AUGAACCGUAUCACCGCACAGCAAGGACGACUGCGGCGCACACAACCGCAGCACCAACAACUAAAAAGGAUAUUGUGGCAGGUAAAACAAGAGACUUCAAUUUGGAUGCACGCCACUCGAAAAAAAUGAAAGAAGAUUUCACUGGCGGAGGAGGUGGGCUUACUGUGUUAAUGACUGCGGAGAAGACAGAUGCAAAUCAACCGCUAGCUGCUGCCACCAGCCACGGAAAUGAGAAGGAAAUAGAUGUACAACUCUUUUGGCUGGAAAAGAUCUAUGCACUUAACAAGCAGCUGCAGCGCGAAGAGGAAAUGCUGCUGAAGUUGCAUGCAAAAAUAAGAAAACAUCAGGUGAAGCGCGCCUAUCAAACAAAGCGCGAGGUGGUGCAACAAAUCGAGAAAUUGGAUGCAGAGCUGACGUUGCAGUGUUGUGACAUACGCGCGGUGGAGAGUAAAUUGCACGCUUCCAACGAGCAAUUGAAACAGAAGUUGGGCGUGUUGGAGCGAUUGAGUCAAGAAUUUCUGGAGACGAUGGACCAAGCAGCGCCAGCAGCGGAGGCUGAAGAGCAAAGUGUAGCCGAAGUGGCAGCCGAUGCUGAUAGUGAGGCAACUGUUAAUCGAAUGCCAGAUGUAAUUAACAAUGAAGAUCACAAUCUUGCAACAGAGAUGGCGUUGCGUGCCACAGCGACAAUGGCGAGGGAGAAUAAAUUGCAAGAAGCGACCGUUGAUCAGUUGCAUGCAAAACAGAUGACGACGGUGGAGUUUGGUGGACAGCAACAAGGUUGCCAGUUGCAGUCACAAAGAAGUGGCGUGGCCGAUGAAGAUGUGUGGCACAGACAAAAUAAUGCCAAGUUGCACUUGCCGCAUGCAAUCCAGUCAGCCACCCAAGCGUUGCAUACAGAUUUGAAUGGCAGAAGUGAUUCGAAGGCGUUGGGGGAAGAAAGUACAGCAGCAGCAGCACCAACAACAGGAAUAGUAACAGUACCAUCAUCUGCUGAGGACGGAGAAGCAACAAGAACAACAACAGCAGCUGCUGAAGAAGCUGCUGCCAUGGCAGCAAGCCACUCAUCAGCGGCAGCCUUCAAACUGACAGCGACAAGCUGUGCCGUUUCAUCGUCAAGUGCAAGAAUGACAGCAGCAGUAAUAACAACAACAACAACAACAAGACCGUUGGCAACAACAAUAAAUGCCACAGCAGAUGUAACAACAGUCGCCGCAACUGCAUGCAACAUGCCAGCUAUGUCGCCGGCGGAAGGAAAACCAACCACGGCACUUCAUCUUGCUCAGCUGCAAUUGCCACAACUACAGCAAGAACAAUUGCCGCUGCCUGCAGUAGAUAAUUCGCAACAAUGUGUCGAUGCUGAUGACGUUCUCGUCGAUGCACAUGCAGCCGUUGGCGGAGUGGUGUUGCCACAAAGCAAUUAUCCAAUUAGUUGCAUUAAUCAUGCGGCCAUACAUGCCACCAGCCAACUCUCAACGAGGCAAAUUAUUGUCGCAGCUGGUGGUGAUGGCCUCAGCACAGCGGUGGCUGGCAAGUUAACGCCUGAGCAAACAUUGUCAGCCGCCUAUGCAACAGUGUCGUCGUCGUCGACAACUUCGUCGUCACCUUCUCCGUCGUCUCCGUCGUAUCCGUCAUCGUUGUCAAUGGCAAAUGCUUCAAUUAUGCAGCAACAACAACAGCUGCAACAGCAACCACACCAGUACCAGCCGCAAAUACUGCCGCACCGGCAGCAUAUCAACAUCAACAGUUACAUGCACAGCAACUGCGCCAGCAAUUACAACAACAACAAUACCAACCACAGCAACAGCAAAGACAAUCAUACAAAUGACAAGAAUUUGCUACCGCCUUCGCAUGCCGCCCACACGAAAACGUUGCAAAAACAAAUGUUCGGUCCGAAAUCUCUUAAUCAAAUGCUGCCAGCUGCACCGCCGCCAAAAAUAAUACAGGUUUCAGCAGCACCAAUGAGCAGCACACCUUCCACUUCGACUAUAGCCGUAACGCCUUGCCCGCAUGCUGGCUUCGGUAUACCGUCAAUGUUAGCACCGUUGCGCCCCACAACGCCAACAGCGCUGUUGCCUCCUACACCUGUAAUGCCCUUUGAUGUGACAACGCAGCGCAGCAGUGUUGAUAUCACGCAGUUGGGCACACUGGUCUAAAGAUAACGAUGAGGUUUUGUCGUUGGUCAACAGCCACGCUGUCACACAGCCAUCGGUAGCCAGUGGGCAUAUGCACAUGGCACAAAGGGAGUGGCCCCAAGUUGUUCAGUGCAGAUAUGACGUACUUACGUAGGUUCCUCUUUCGCGGUAAUGAUGUGCGCUGCACAGUGGUUGGGAGUUGGUAAAAAUUUUGUGUGUGGCAAAAAUUUUUAAGAGAUUCGGAGAUUUUAUUCAAGUUAAGAAAAUGUAUAUACAUAAAGUUCAUAUAUAAAACAUGCAUACAUAUACAUAACUUUGAAAGUAGA